UCUCUCAGCGGCACAUUGUGGUCGCCCCGUGCAGAUUUUUGCUGUCGCAGGGGCAGCGCUGCAUAGGCCGGUGACAACGGGGCAGCCACAGUGACCGGGAGUACGACUACGUGUCCCGCUGCGGAGGACGGCGUAAUAUGCACUCGGCUUUCGCGAUCGCGCGUGCAGCUGUGCGCGUCGCCGCAACAUGACGUCCGCGUCCCGAGCUCUCCGGUGUUUUUGCUCGUGAUGGGGCGUACUCGAACGUGGCGAAGGACGUUGCCCGUCGCAUCGCUCGCAUGGACGGGAUUUUACGCGUUCUUCUUCUGCUCUGCGCUGGCGGUGGCGCAGCUCCAAGACACAUGCACGGAACUUCCGGAGCUCGACGUGACAAGAAACGGGUCCAAGAUCAUUUUACACCUGGCAAGGCCAGCCUCUCCCAGUCAAGUGAACGAGACAAGCUGCCUGUGCUAUCCAGUGCUCAAAGAUGAACAAGAUUUUUUAAACUCCACUUGUGACAAUGCCACUUUCAGUAGUGCUACCUGCUGGAACGUAGAACCAGAUCGGGACGUAAACAUCGAGAUUGACAUGGACGAAGAAAAUUUGUCUGACAAUUCUUCCAUUUGCCAUUUCUCAAACUGCGGAAAGCAGAACUGCAGCAUUUACGAUGCAACCAAAGACGUCGCAUCAAUCAGUAACUUGAACUUCACGUUGGUGAACCGAUCCACAGCGUUCGUAUCCUGGAGCGUUCAUCAUCCAUACGGGCUUGGAGUCAGCGACUUUCACUUGACAUGGUGCACAGAACAAGCCAAUUGCUCGUAUGAUGCUACUUGCCUCGGGAGUGGUUCCCAAUCUCGAGAUCGCAACGUGACGGAUACGAAUGCGUUGAUAGGAGAGUUGAGCCCAGCUACAAGCCUGAGGCUACGGGUGUCACCUCUCGGCAUUCAAGAGAACUUCUCAUUGGGGUGCAUUGAGGUGCCCCCUGAAGAACCUGAAAGCACCGAGACAUAGAAGCUUCCCUACAUGGACUCGAUGGUCUUCGAGUGCAAUGGAAACAACAGGAUUCUUUUAACGCGUCACUCGAUCACUAUGAGGUCCGCUACUGCUUGAACGAAGAAGAAGAACGCUGUCCUGAAUACCAAGAGCGCUUCCUAAACGACUGCAUGAACACUGUAUUCGAAGCUGAACUGAACAUGAACGGCUACAGACAUACCUGGUUUGAAGCCAAAAAGCGCAGUGGUUCGUUGGAGUGCGGACGAAAAGGCGAUACCCAAGCGGAGUAGUAACGAAAUCGAAAGAGUCUGUGAGCUGCUUUAAGGCACCUGCUCCUGGAAACAUCUCGGGCCUCCAUGUCCAAGACAUCACCAGCAGGAAUGCCACUGUGCUGUGGACGUUUGAGCAAGACGGUUACCAAGAGCUGAGACCCGCUUCCUACAGCGUCACGUGGUGCGUCGCGAGUGAGCAGAAGUGCCCCUUGAAUGCUUUAGUGAGCACACUGUGCCAUCAGCCUUACCAGGCCACUGUGAAAGCAAGCCAAGGUGCUACCCAUCAUUCCAGUAUAAACAUUGGGAAUUUGCUACCAUGGAGUGCGAUAUCGGUGAAAGUGCGGGCUAUGUACAUGAAUGGAAGUGACCAUGUCGCUCUUGGUGAUUCAGGCUAUCUUUGCUUCGAGACACUCG
This is a messenger RNA of Rhipicephalus microplus (southern cattle tick), 1658 nucleotides long. RefSeq names its product receptor-type tyrosine-protein phosphatase H. Gene Ontology annotation, molecular function: protein tyrosine phosphatase activity; protein binding. Gene Ontology annotation, biological process: protein dephosphorylation. Lineage: Eukaryota; Metazoa; Arthropoda; Arachnida; Ixodida; Ixodidae. The record is from RefSeq and is a predicted model, not a curated record.